GCUAUUCCUUCCACCCAACGUGAACGGAUCUGAUAUCAGGAUUGAGGACCAUGAUGUUUUUGCAGGCUUGCAGGUCUGUUGGUCUCCUGCUUCCCCUGCUACUGUUGGUGCAGUCCAACCCCAUUCCCAGUGACUCCCUGCCGAUAGACUGUGAGGACAUCUUCAUCAACGAGUCGAGACACGAUGGCUACUACACCAUCUACCCCUUUGGGGAGGAGAGGCCCCUGGAGGUGUACUGUGACAUGAGCUGCGAUGAAGACGAAAGCCAUGAAAGCCAGAGAGGACAGUGGACGGUGAUCCAGAGAAGAUUUGAUGGCAUACUGAAUUUCGUGAGGCCCUACGAACAGUAUAUCAGCUAUUUUGGAGUCAAGGACGGAGAGUACUGGCUUGGUCUUCAAAACAUGCACCUUCUCACAUGGGGGGGCAGGUAUGCGCUGCAAGUGGACGUAGAAGACUAUGAUGGCGGCAGGGCCUCAGCUUUGUACAACUCCUUCAUGGUAGAAUCAGAGACACAUGGAUUUAAACUCAGUAUUUCUGAAUUCACGAAUCUCGGUGCUGGUGAUGCUCUGGCACGUCACAAUGGUGCUAUGUUCUCUUCCUUUGACAAGGACCAGGAUGGCAAUGCAUAUCGUUUCUGGGGAGCUGGUCCAAAUGGAGGGUUUUGGUACCAUAGUGGCUAUGAUUGCUGUCAAGCCAAUGUCAAUGGGUUGUACAAAUACAAGAUCGAUCAUGCUGCUAGUAAGGGGGGAAUAUUUUGGUCAACUUGGUCGGCAUCAUCCUCACUGAAAGCCGUCACCAUGAAGAUUAGGAGGAGGCCCAUAGACGAGUUGUUAGCAGAGACCGAGUGAAAAACAGCCUUACUGUAGGUUGUCACGCCUCUCUUCUCUUGUGAAUGUCAGGACAUUACAUUACAUUCAGUGUGUACACAGUGUGGGGGGAUAGAGAGUACACCUACAUCCGAGUUUAUUCAGGGUGAGAUUUUAAGGGUGGUGGUGGUGGGGCAUACGGUGAGACAUGCGCAUACGGUGAAUGAAUGCAUUGAUAGCCUAUGAAUGAAUGAAUGAAUGAAUAAAUGAAUGAAUGAAUGAAUGAAUGAAUGAAUGAAUGAAUGAAUGAAAAGUCUACUUUUAACCUUGCAACGGUAUUCCGUAUAGUGCUUGACAAAUUAAAUGCAAGGGGUUAUGAGUAAGUAGGAGUAUUUUGGGGACUUCAAGGGUUGCUCUCUCGAAAGAGAAGAGGCGACAGUUCUAUGUAGGCUAUGAUCAAAAUACUUGAGAUCUGUGAUAAAUUUGGUCACUGUGCUUAUGUACUGUACAUGACUGACCGGCUCAACUUGUCAAAAAACAAAUGUAGGCCUACUAAUGAAUAUCGGGAUUGAUUAGUAUGAAAUGUGGUGCAGGUACUUAUUCUGUCAUUUCUUCCUCUCGAGUUAAUAAUGUAUGUGUAGUGAGGGCAAUGUCAUGCUUAAGCAUUUAGACGUGUGAUGGGGUCUACAGUUUCUACAUAAUGAAACACAAAAACAAACUGAAAUAUGUUUUAACUUUGGGUGAAAAAA
This is a messenger RNA of Engraulis encrasicolus (European anchovy), 1555 nucleotides long. RefSeq names its product microfibril-associated glycoprotein 4-like. The transcript has 6 exons. The coding region runs from base 51 to 848 and encodes 265 amino acids. The record is from RefSeq and is a predicted model, not a curated record. NCBI's taxonomy places the organism in Eukaryota, Metazoa, Chordata, Actinopteri, Clupeiformes, Engraulidae. Gene Ontology annotation, biological process: elastic fiber assembly.